Sinocyclocheilus rhinocerous is the source of this 1911-nucleotide messenger RNA. RefSeq names its product ankyrin repeat and SOCS box protein 7-like. Lineage: Eukaryota; Metazoa; Chordata; Actinopteri; Cypriniformes; Cyprinidae. Gene Ontology annotation, molecular function: protein binding. The record is from RefSeq and is a predicted model, not a curated record. Bases 106 to 1152 code for a protein of 348 amino acids. Gene Ontology annotation, biological process: intracellular signal transduction. The transcript is spliced from 5 exons.
CGAAUCCGAUUGGCUGUUGCGGUUUGAAGCCUUGGAGACAUGAUGUUCAUGGCUACCUGACUGUAUUUGCACUCUAAUGAAGAUCUGAAGUGGAUGUGAAUAUGGAUGCAGAGCGCAAAGACUGUUUCAAAUCUACAAGACAUUAAUGAACGGGACACAGGAGCGUCUGAGCCCCGUACUGCGAGAUGUGACAGGAUGCUGAACCAUCACUGCAGAAGGAACCCAGAGUUACAGGAGGAGCUGCAGAUCCAGGCGGCGGUGGCGGCCGGCGAUGUCUACACCGUCCGCAAGAUGCUGGAGCAGGGCUACUCGCCCAAGAUCAGAGACGCCAACGGCUGGACGCUGCUGCACUUCUCUGCGGCGAAGGGGAAGGAGCGCUGCGUGCGCGUGUUCCUCGAACACGGAGCGGAUCCCACCGUGAAGGAUUUCAUCGGAGGCUUCACAGCUCUGCAUUACGCCGCCAUGCACGGCCGCGCCCGCAUCGCCCGCCUCAUGCUGGAGUCCGAGUACCGCAGCGACAUCAUCAACGCCAAAAGCAACGACGGCUGGACCCCGCUGCACGUGGCGGCCCACUACGGCCGCGACUCCUUCGUGCGUCUCCUCUUAGAGUUCAAAGCCGAGGUGGACCCGCUCAGCGACAAAGGCACGACGCCGCUCCAGCUGGCCAUUAUCCGCGAGCGCUCCAGCUGCGUGCGCAUCCUGCUCGACCACAGCGCCAACAUAGACAUUCAGAACGGCUUCUUGCUGCGUUACGCCGUCAUUAAGGGCAACCACUCGUACUGCCGCAUGUUCCUGCAGCGGGGAGCGGACACUAACCUGGGCCGGCUGGAGGACGGACAGACGCCGCUGCACCUGUCGGCCCUCAGAGACGAUGUGCUGUGCGCGCAGAUGCUGUACACGUACGGAGCCGAUACCAACACGAGGAACUACGAGGGCCAGACGCCCGUGGCUGUUUCCGUCAGCAUGUCUGGCAUCAGUCGGCCCUGUCUGGACUUUCUGCAGGAGGUCACAAGGCAGCCCAGGACUUUGCAGGAUCUGUGCAGGAUAAAGAUCCGGCAGUGCAUCGGCCUGCAGAGCCUGAAGUUUCUGGAAGAGCUGCCCAUUGCCAAGGUCAUGAAGGACUACCUGAAACACAAGUUCGACAACGUUUGACAGAAGCCGACCUACUCGUUUCUGUAGGUUCCCUUAAGACUCUAUGCAAACUCGAAACCUCUGGGAGCAGGUGCAGCGUUUUGUACAAGCGGAGUGAAAUGCUUCUUUACGGAGGAACGACUGUGGAUCGAGAAGCACUGUAAUAGCCACGUUGAUUCGUUCACUGAAAGUGUCGUGGAGAAAUUCCUGACCCAUGAGAGAAGAAAAAUGCAGACGUUUGAUUUGUACCAAAUAUCUUUUUUUGUUCUUAAAUCAGCACGGCCUUUGUAAGUAUUUGACUUUUUUUAUCGGCUACAUUCUCAGACAAGGAAAAGAUAAAAACCUUUUAAGCUAUCCAGAGAAAUUGGCAAAUAUGCAGGUCACCCUCAUAAAAAUAUGCAUGUGCUAUUGUUAUUUUUGCUGUGGAGAAAUCAUUUCCAACCACAGUCCAAUAAGUUAUUAACCCUCUGUUGAGAAUCCGAUUCGUUUGUAUUGAAAAGCGUACCGAAAACCCCACAGGCUCUCGAUUCUUCUCUGUAAACUUUUUUUUUCUUUCUCAUUUAAUUUCAUUUUUAACAAAUAUUUUUUUUAUUUACAAGCUGUCAAUAUCAGAGGUGCUUGGCCUUAGUUUCCAUUAAAAGGUAAAGAAAAAGUCCUAGUUGCGAGAGGUCUACAAAGGUGAACAUGUAUUACAUGCAUAAAUCGUUAACAAACUUUCUGUAAAUAUUUGUGUCAUAUGUACAGCAGAUAUUUUUUAGACUAUUUAAGCCACAAGCUUGU